Molecule: messenger RNA, 1950 nt
Organism: Cheilinus undulatus (humphead wrasse)
Lineage: Eukaryota; Metazoa; Chordata; Actinopteri; Labriformes; Labridae
Gene: fh
Product: fumarate hydratase
Exons: 1
Coding region: 43-1542 (499 amino acids)
Biological process (GO): tricarboxylic acid cycle; fumarate metabolic process; malate metabolic process
Cellular component (GO): mitochondrion; tricarboxylic acid cycle heteromeric enzyme complex
Molecular function (GO): fumarate hydratase activity
Source: RefSeq, a predicted model, not a curated record
GCUGCAUUGACCUCCCCCCGGAUUCACCUCUAAUGAGCAGCCAUGAUUCGGUCUCUGCGACGCGUCCGGCAGUUUAACUGCAGCCUCCUGACUUUACAAAGAGUCAGUGUUAACUCUAAACUUCCCCUUUGCACGUCCAAGAUGGCCAGCUCUGAUUUUAGGCUCGAGCGGGACACUUUCGGUGAGCUCAAGGUCCCAGCUGACAAGUACUACGGCGCCCAGACUGUCAGAUCAACCAUGAACUUCAAAAUAGGGGGACCAUCUGAAAGAAUGCCCAUCCAAGUGAUCAAGGCCUUCGGGAUCCUGAAGAGAGCGGCCGCCGAAGUCAACAAGGACUACGGCCUCGACCCAAAGAUAGCAGAUGCAAUCAUCCAGGCUGCAGACGAGGUAUCAGCUGGUAAACUGGACGAUCAUUUCCCUCUGGUGGUGUGGCAGACUGGAUCUGGAACUCAAAGCAACAUGAACGUCAAUGAAGUGAUCAGCAACAGAGCUAUUGAGAUCCUAGGAGGCAAACUAGGCUCCAAGGAUCCUGUCCACCCUAAUGACCACGUGAACAAGAGUCAGAGCUCCAAUGACACCUUCCCCACUGCCAUGCACAUUGCUGCAGCCACAGAGGUCCACCAAGUGCUGCUGCCUGGCCUGCAAAUUCUGCAUGAUGCUCUCGCUGCCAAGGCUGAAGAGUUCAAAGACAUCAUCAAGAUCGGGCGCACACACACUCAGGAUGCUGUCCCUCUCUCUCUGGGACAGGAGUUUGGCGGUUAUGUCCAACAGGUGAAGUACAGCAUUGAGAGAGUGAAGAGUGCUAUGCCUAGGGUGUAUGAGCUGGCAGCAGGGGGCACAGCAGUAGGAACAGGACUCAACACUCGCAUCGGUUUUGCUGAGAAGGUAGCUGCCACUGUUGCCUCUCUCACAGGCCUGCCAUUUGUGACAGCACCCAACAAGUUUGAAGCUCUGGCUGCCCAUGAUGCUCUGGUGGAGCUAAGUGGAGCCCUAAAUACUGUGGCUGUCAGCAUGAUGAAGAUUGCCAAUGACAUUCGCUUCUUGGGGUCAGGACCUCGCUCUGGCUUGGGAGAGCUCAUCUUACCAGAGAAUGAACCAGGAAGCAGCAUCAUGCCUGGCAAAGUUAACCCCACUCAGUGCGAGGCCAUGACCAUGGUGGCUGCCCAGGUGAUGGGUAAUCAUGUCGCUGUCACCAUCGGAGGAAGCAAUGGACACUUUGAGCUUAAUGUCUUCAAACCCAUGAUGGUGAAGAAUGUACUGAACUCGGCUCGGCUCCUGGGCGAUGCCUCCGUCUCCUUCACCAACAACUGCGUGGUGGGCAUUGAGGCCAACACAGAGAGGAUCAACAAGCUCAUGAACGAGUCGCUCAUGUUGGUCACCGCACUCAACCCGCACAUCGGUUACGACAAAGCUGCCACCAUCGCCAAGACUGCUCACAAGAAGGGAUCCACACUGAAGGCCGUCGCCGUGGAGCUGGGCUACCUGACCGAGGAGCAGUUUGAUCAGUGGGUGAAGCCAAGCGAGAUGCUGGGGCCAAAGUGAACUCAAGAGGACACAUAAAACACCACAACACAAAAGAUACCUUUUCUAAUGUGACAAAAGAGGAUUUCCAAUUAAUAAGAGCCAGGCUGUAAUAACAUACUGUGGAAGCCCUACCAGCUAUGCAACUAUACAAUUUAUUUUACUCAGUUUUCCUGUGCUGAGUAAUUUACACCUAUUCUCUCAAGAUCUGGAUGUAUUUAUGCCCUGAUCUUAAAACAACAAGGUUUUUUUUAGAAAACCUAAGUUUCUCAAUAAAAAAGGUCUUGUCUCAUAAAGAAGUCAAAAUGUGGAGGAAAAAACCUAUGAUGAAAUCUGAGUAAAAUAAAAUACAUAGAUGCAUGUCCUCUUAGGGCUUCCAUACAAAAAAGUAGGAACAUCUCUUUCUCUCAAUAAAAAAUUUGAGAACUC